AUGCGGUCUCUGCGGGGUAGUUUUUCAUUUUCACACCUCCCCUCGCAAAGUCAACACCUAUACCAAUACUCAACAAGAGUACCAACUCGACCAAUCCAGCAAAAUAAUCCAAGUACUACGAUCCCCAUGGGUACUCCCGUCACUGCUCCGUUCGGCCAAUGGAAGAGCCCGAUCAGCUCUACUUUGCUUGGCGCUGACGGUGUUCAGUUUGAAUCCAUCGCAGCAUCCAAUGAGAAGGUUUAUGUCAUUGAGGGUCGGCCCAAAGAGCAGGGACGAGGCUGCAUUGUCGAAUACUCUGGUAGUGAAGGGCGCGAUAUCCUACCGGCCAAAUAUGACGCUCGCACCAAAGUUCAUGAAUAUGGCGGCGCGUCCAUGAUAGCUUUCAAUGGACAUGUCGUCUUUUCUGAUCGGGAGACACAGGAUCUGCAUAAACUUGAUCCCUCCACAGGUCAUGUUGAGCAGAUCACCAAGACAAGCACUGCUCUCCGCUAUGCGUGCACCUCCGCUGUAGGCUCUUUGUCGGAUGGUCAGGCAGAUUCGGGAUGGAUCUUGGCGAUCGAAGAGGACCACUCUAAGCCCUUGCCGUCGGAAGUUCGGAACCGACUCGUCGCGGUAAACGUGGAAUCUAAAGAAGUAGUCAACGUCGCCUCCGGCGACGACUUCUACAGCGCUGCCCAGUUCUCCCCUGAUGGCAGCAGAAUAUGCUGGAUGCAGUGGUCUCAUCCAGACAUGCCUUGGACAGGAGCCCGCCUGUAUGUGGCUAAAUGGGACAAUGGUCAGGUCACAGACGUUAACCACGUGUCUGGCGUGCCAAAGAAAGAGAGUGUUAGCCAGCCACGAUGGGGCUUUGAUAAUACCUUGUACUUCACGAGCGAUUGUUCGGGGUAUUGGCAGCUCUAUCGGUCUCACGUCGACACUUUAGAAUGCCAACGGAUCGCCCUGCAUGGCCUGGAAAAAGUCGAAUUUUCGCAGCCCGACUGGCGUCUAGGAAACUGCACAUACGUGUGCUUGACUCCAACUUCAAUGAUUGCGUCGUACACAAAGAAUGCUCGAUGGAGCUUCAUACUGAUAGAUUUGUCGAACGACUCCUGGCAAGACAUGAAUCUACCAGUGACAGACACAAUUAUUUUGGCAGAUAAUCCCCUUUCAAGCACAAAAGUAGCCCUUCUCGGAUCCAGUGAAACAAGCUUCAGCACCGUUUAUACAUUGGACAUCGCCGACACCGUCAAGCUCAAUACACUCAAGGUAGCUUCCGAGCUCCCUAUGCCAAGUUCUCUUGUUUCCAAGCCAGAGCAUAUCUCUUUUCCAAGAGUUCACGGUACGAGCUUGGAAGGAGUGGCGCAUGCCAUCUUCUACCCACCUCAAAACCCGGAUUAUCAGCCACCAUCUGGAGCGCUGCCACCUUUGAUCGUCUGUGUCCAUGGUGGACCAACGGCCCAAACCGGAACCGGCCUGAGUAUCACGGACCAAUACUGGACUUCUCGAGGUUAUGCUGUUGUUUGGGUAAACUAUGGAGGCAGCUCCGGAUAUGGCAGAGCGUAUCGAGAUGAUUUGAAUGGGCAAUGGGGUAUCCUUGAUACAGCAGAUGCUGCUAGCUGUGUGUCAUACCUAGCAUCCACUGGCCGGAUUGACCAAAACGGAGUCGGUGUUCGCGGCCAAAGUGCAGGUGGAUACAUCGUACUUCAAGCUCUUUGCGACUACCCCAAUCUCUUCGCCGGUGGUAACUCUCUGUACGGCAUAGGCAAUGUCAAGGCUCUCUGUGAGGAUACUCAUAAAUUCGAGAGCCAUUACGCAUUCGCCUUGCUGUUUGAUCCUAGUGCGAAUGAAGCUGAGAAAACCCGCAUUUUCCGCGAACGCAGCCCCUGUCUCAAGGCAGAUAAAAUCACUGCGCCACUGUUGUUGCUUCAAGGAGACGAGGAUUUGGUCGUUCCUAUGAACCAGGCAGAGGAAAUGGUCGAAAUGAUGACAAAGGCUGGUCGUCAUUCUAAGUUAGUGGUUUUCCACGGAGAAGGACAUGGAUUCCGGCAGGCGGAGAGUCGGAUAACGGCUGUGGAAGAGGAGGAGAAAUGGUGGAAGAAGAGUUUGUUGAAGAUUGAUACAGCGGAUGUUUGA
Molecule: messenger RNA, 2112 nt
Organism: Penicillium crustosum
Lineage: Eukaryota; Fungi; Ascomycota; Eurotiomycetes; Eurotiales; Aspergillaceae
Product: S9 family peptidase
Exons: 6
Coding region: 1-2112 (703 amino acids)
Biological process (GO): proteolysis
Molecular function (GO): serine-type peptidase activity
Source: RefSeq, a predicted model, not a curated record